AUGGCGAAUUACCUCGCCCUCCUGGCACCCGGGGCUAGAGCCGGGGCUCUGCAGAGGGGCUGGCCUGUCCUGCUGGACCUGCGCCAGCCGCAGGACACCUUCCCCUCGCCAACGCCUCCUAGCUGCGGAGUCCCCGUCUUCACUCGCGACGACUUCGAGGGCGACUGGCGCCGGGUGGCCAGCGGCGGCUUCGGCCAGGUGUUCCAGGCGCGGCACAAGCGCUGGCGGACCGAGUACGCCAUUAAGUGGUCCCCCUGCCUCCAGCCGGACGCCAGCAGCUCCGAUGUGAACUGCCUUAUUGAAGAAGCAGCCAAGAUGGAGAAUAUCAAGUUUCAGCAUGUGUCCAUCUACGGAGUGUGCACGUGACCGCUGGGCAUCGUGAUGGAGUUCAUGGCCAACGGCUCCCUGGAGAAGAUGCUGCCCACUCACAGCCUCAGCUGGCAGCUCAAGUUCUGCAUCAUCCACAAGACCAGCUUGGCCAUGAACUUCCUCCACAGUAGCAAGCCACCUCUGCUCCACCUGGACCUCAAGUCUGGCAACAUCCUCCUGGACAGCAACGUGCACGUUCAGAUCUCAGACUUCGGCCUGACCAAGUGGAUGGAGCAGUCGACCCGGAUGCAGUACAUUGAGAGGUCGGCCCUGCGGGGCACGCUCAGCUACAUCCCCCCUGAGGUGUUCCUGGAGAGUACAGGUGAGAGGGGGGAGCAUUUCCCCAUCCGCAGCUUCGGGAUUGUCAUCUGGGAGCUCCUCACGCAGAAGAAACCGUACUCAGGGUUCAACAUGAUGACCACCAUUGUCCGAGUAGCCGCGGGUAUGCGGCCCUCCCUGCAGCCUGUCUCCGAUGAGUGGCCAGGCGAGGCCCAGCAGAUGGUGGGCCUGAUGAGGGGCUGCUGGGACCAGGACCCCAAGAACGGCUUUGCAGACGUCACAGUGGAGACAGACAUGCUGCUGGCCCUGCUGCAGAGUGCUGUGGCUGACCCGGAGAGCAAGGCCCUGGCCAGGAAGGUGUCCUGUAAACCACCACUGCACCGGCCCCAGAAGGUCAGCGAGGAAGCGGGCCAGGAGCUAACAGACAGCGAUUCAGGAGACUACUUAAAGCGGGCCCUGCAGCUCUCUGACAGCGAGAACUCGAUCCCGAGCGAUGAAGAGAACAAGGUCACCCCCCUCCACUUCCUGGUGACACAGGGCAGUGUGGAGCAGGUGAGGCUGCUGCUGGCCCACGAGGUCGGCGUGGACUGCCAGACGGCCUCCGGCUACACGCCCCUCCUCAUCGCCGCCCAGGACCAGCAGCCCGACCUCUGUGCCCUGCUCCUGGCACACGGCGCAGACGCCGACCUGGCAGACGAGGACGGCUGGACCCCUCUGCACUUUGCAGCCCAGAACGGGGACGACCGUACCACCCGCCUGCUCCUGGACCACGGGGCCCGUGUGGAUGCCCAGGAGCAUGAGGGCUGGACCCCGCUCCACCUGGCCACGCAGAACAACUUCGAGAAUGUGGCGCGGCUUCUGGUCUCCCGCCAGGCUGACCCCAACCUGCGUGAGGCUGAGGGCAAGACCCCCCUCCAUGUAGCCGCCUACUUUGGCCAUGUCAGAUUGGUCAAGCUGCUGACAGGCCAGGGGGCUGAGCUGGAUGCUCCGCAGAAGAACCUGAGGACCCCACUGCACCUGGCGGUGGAGCGCGGGAAAGUGCGGGCCAUCCAGCACCUGCUGAAGAGUGGGGCGGCCCCCGACGCCCUGGACCAGAGCGGCUACAGCCCACUGCAUAUCGCGGCUGCCAGGGGCAAGUACCUCAUCUGCAAGAUGCUGCUCAGGUAUGGGGCCAGCCCCGAGCUGCCCACCCAGCAGGGCUGGACUCCUCUGCACCUGGCAGUUUACAAGGGCCACCUAGAGAUCAUCCACCUGCUGGCUGAGAGCCACGCAGACUUGGGUGCUCUCGGAGGCAUGAGCUGGACCCCCCUGCACCUGGCUGCCCGCCAUGGGGAGGAGGUGGUGGUGUCGGCCCUGCUGCAGUGUGGGGCUGACCCCAAUGCCGCUGAGCAGUCAGGCUGGACACCCCUCCACCUGGCGGUCCAGAGGGGUGCCUUCCUGAGUGUCAUCAACCUCCUGGAGCACCACACGGAUGUCUGUGCCUGCAACAAGGUGGGCUGGACACCUGCCCACCUGGCAGCCGUCAAGGGCAACACGGCCAUCCUCAAAGUGCUGGUCAAGGCCGGAGCCCAGCUGGAUGUCCAAGACAGAGGGGGCUGCACGCCCUUACAGCUGGCCCUCCGCAGCCAAAAGCAGGGCAUCGUGGCCUUCCCCGAGGGCAAGGAGCCCUCCCUGGCCAUUGUGGGCGGCACUGAGCCAGGAGCCCAGACGGAGGUUUAG
Messenger RNA from Tupaia belangeri chinensis (Chinese tree shrew), 2367 nucleotides. RefSeq names its product ankyrin repeat and kinase domain containing 1 (gene ANKK1). Gene Ontology annotation, cellular component: cytoplasm. Gene Ontology annotation, molecular function: ATP binding; protein kinase activity; protein binding. Gene Ontology annotation, biological process: protein phosphorylation; regulation of cell cycle process. NCBI's taxonomy places the organism in Eukaryota, Metazoa, Chordata, Mammalia, Scandentia, Tupaiidae. The record is from RefSeq and is a predicted model, not a curated record.